Eleginops maclovinus (Patagonian blennie) is the source of this 2470-nucleotide messenger RNA. Its product is annotated as glucoside xylosyltransferase 1-like. NCBI's taxonomy places the organism in Eukaryota, Metazoa, Chordata, Actinopteri, Perciformes, Eleginopidae. The transcript is spliced from 8 exons. Bases 128 to 1393 code for a protein of 421 amino acids. The record is from RefSeq and is a predicted model, not a curated record. Gene Ontology annotation, molecular function: UDP-xylosyltransferase activity. Gene Ontology annotation, biological process: protein O-linked glycosylation via N-acetylgalactosamine.
ACCGACCGUACUCUUCCGUUCAGCGUCUGCCUUGAUUUAUGAUUGAUUAGGUAGCUGGUAGCAGCUCAGAUUGUAGCUAAAAACUCUACAAAAAUGUUCCGAUAGCGCAUGAAACUUGAAACGCAAAAUGCGAUGCUAUCUUCAAGCAUUUCUCCUGUGCAUGGUCUUCACCUUCUUUUCACUAUUUUAUGUGUUCAACCAACUAGCCUCCAGCUUGGAGGACGGAGAUGACUGGGGCCUAAAAGAGCAGGGGAUACCCGGCGGGCGCAGUCAUGACGACGGCCACCUUCUCAGGAAAAGGACAGGACUAGCAGGCCUUCGAGAGCAUGAAGAAGGGCUUGACAGGUGUAAAUCAUUGUCAGUUUCUUACUGGAAUCCAUAUUGGAGACUUCCUGCUGAUGUGUGUGGAGUGAACUGCUUAUUGGAAUCAUCUCUUGGAGAGAGGUCAAUCUCUCCAGGAAAGGAACAUGGUGAUGAAAGAAGUCACCUGGCUGUGGUGGCUUGUGGCCCCAGGUUAGAGGAGACCCUCACCAUGUUGAAGUCUGCUGUUCUCUUCAGCAAAAAGCCUUUGCACUUUUACAUCUUUGCUGAGGAUGAUCUACAUGAGCCCUUCAAAAUUGCUCUGGACAUCUGGCCCAAGACAGCUCAGACCAAGUUUAACUUCACCAUCUACCCCAUCACUUUUCCAGAGGACAAUGCAAAGGAGUGGAAGAAGCUCUUCAAACCUUGUGCCUCUCAGAGGCUCUUCCUGCCUCUGAUCCUGAAGGAGGUGGAUUCUUUGCUCUAUGUGGACACGGAUAUCAUUUUUCUGCAGCCAGUAGAGGAUAUCUGGGACCUUCUUUCUAAAUUCGAUUCCAGUCACUUAGCUGCCAUGGCACCGGAGCACGAGGAGCCACGCAUCGGUUGGUACAACCGUUUUGCCCGACAUCCUUACUAUGGCAAAACAGGCAUCAACUCAGGGGUCAUGCUCAUGAACAUGACGCGCCUCAGGGAGAAAUCUUUUAAGAAUGACAUGACAACAGUUCCACUGAAGUGGGGGGAAAUUCUGAUGCCACUUCUCCAGAAGUAUAAACUCAAUAUCACUUGGGGUGACCAGGAUCUUCUUAAUAUCAUCUUUCACCAUAACUCAGAGAGCCUCUAUGUGUUCCCCUGCCAGUGGAACUACCGUCCAGACCACUGUAUCUAUGGCAGCAACUGUCAACAGGCUGAUCAAGAAGGUGUCUUCAUUCUCCAUGGUAACAGGGGAGUUUACCAUAAUGACAAGCAGCCUGCAUUUCGAGCCGUCUAUGAGGCCAUCCAAAAGGUAGCCUGUCUGCACCCCUACAGUAAAUUACACAACUUGUGGUUUCUUAUUUUUCAGCCAUCCCCCACAAAGAUUCCUGACUUUAAUUGAGUAUGUACCCCUUUGGAGACAACAUGGAGACCUCACUGCUUCAGCCACUGGAGGCGUCACUACUGACCACCACAAAUACGUACUGUGGAAGAGCCAGUCACCUGUUUACAAAGAGGCUAAAACAGAGCAUCACGUCUGUUCAACAAGAAGUCACACAGAGAAGAUGAACAGGACAUCACUCCGAUAUCAUUGAUAUCCUCAUCAGCGGUUCUGGAAGUAGAGACUUGGAUGUAAGACACUCCUGUGGAGACAUUGAGCUGGAUGACAAACAGACUCCGGUCAACACUGAACCAUCAAGCAUUUCAUUUACAAACUGCACAUCAAGACUGGACAUGGUUUAAGGUAUUCUGUGGUACAGGUUAUAUUUAUUUUAUUCUUAAAUGAAGCCAAUGAUGGUACAUAUCUGUCCAGUUACAAAUGCUUUCUCACUUUGGUGGAAAACGCACUCACUCUUUGGAGAAAAAACCAACAAUCUUUUUGUACAAUUGUGUUAUAUCUUUGGGAGAAAUGCAGCAUGUACUUUUAGUUUGUACUCUCUUCUAGAGUAUUUGAUCAGAGUUGUUUUAAUAUAAAUGUGUUUACAGCCUUUUGUCUCUGCAGUAUAUCAUGGAUAAGGGUUGUUUUUUAAGGAACUUGUUAGUUACACUUGAAUCUUCAUACAUUUUAUUGACCAAAACUAAUGCUUGUUAAGAAUACAUGUAUACUUAUAGGAUAUAUUCAGUAUUUAUUAGUGUUGGAUAUCUGUGACAGGAAGCACUUUGGAUGUUUUACAUGAGGCUAUCAUUGUAUAUACUCUGGUAUAAAAGAUUGUACAAUUAUCUUACUGUACAUUGUUUUAGCAUUUAAGUAGUUGUUGUAACUUUACUUAUAUGAACAUGUUUUCCUUUGACUGGUGCAAUGACAUAGUGAGCAGUUCGUUUCCAAUCAAGCCAGCGGGUCACAGACAGGUUUAGCUAAUAAUUGCACUAUUGAUUUUAGAAAAAAAUAACAUGUAUUUAACAUAUUACUGAAAAGCCAGCAUUGACAUUCAAGUAUGUAAGAAGUGAAUGGGAAAUAAAUAUUUUAUUAUAAAGUAUG